This is a messenger RNA of Mercurialis annua (annual mercury), 1073 nucleotides long. Its product is annotated as WEB family protein At2g17940. The record is from RefSeq and is a predicted model, not a curated record. The transcript is spliced from 2 exons. Bases 92 to 739 code for a protein of 215 amino acids. NCBI's taxonomy places the organism in Eukaryota, Viridiplantae, Streptophyta, Magnoliopsida, Malpighiales, Euphorbiaceae.
AACGAACCUCAAUCACUUAUCUAUAUAUAUAAAAUGAGUUAGCUCUUUGUGUGCAAUAGCUUGUCUUCAUUCAUUUUUCGAUCAACCUCAAAUGGACAAAGAAGAAGGAAGAUUGGUGAUGGCCGGUCGUGCAGAGAUCGAUACUCGAUCGCCUUUUCGAUCGGUAAAAGAAGCGGUUAGUCUAUUUGGGGAAAGAGUUUUAGCAGGAGAAAUCUAUGCCAACAAGCUCAAAGAGAUGAGAGGUGGAGCAAGUGAAAGUGGGCAAUACCAAUCCAGAAUGGGAGCUUUAACAACAGAGCUUGAAGAAACAAAGUUAAGCCUUCAAAAAGCAAGAGAAGAAGCUGAAUUAAUGACAAAUUGCAUAAAAUCUCUUAGACAAGAACUAGAGCAAUCAAAGAGAGAGUUACAAUGGCUUAAGGCAAAAGAAAUAAUGUUCAACAAGCAACCAAUUAAUAUUAUUGAUGAUCCUCAAAUUGAAGACCUCAAGUUCAUUGAAAAUCCAAGUAAUAAAAUUGAUAGUGAAGAUGAUGAUAAUGAUGAUGAAUUUGGGAAGAAAAAAUAUGUUAAAUUUGCUAGCCCUCCUUCAUUGACUAAAGUUAUGGUUACCAAAGAGGAAAUGCUUGGGAGACCAACUUCAGGUAAAAAGACCAUUAAAAGAAAGUCUUUAGCACCUAUUUUAGGGUGGCUAUUUUCUAAAAAGAAGGCAAACCAAGAUGGAGAGUCUCCAAGAGUGUAUUAAAUAUAAUCGGUGGAGAUUACGAUUCUUUCAAGUUGAUUGAACAUAACGCAAGUCGGAAACAACUUUUGAUUGUUAAUAAAAGUUUAUGAUCCUCUUCAAGAUUCAAGAGUAUCUAUAGCUAAAGCCCAUUUCUCAAUUUGGGUGUAGAAAUAAGAAAAAGAAUUCUAGGGUAAGUGUUUCUUCAUUUUUGUAAGAUUGGGCCUGAAAUAUAUGUUUAUCGCCCAGGGUAAUUCAUGUUCAGCAUUCUGUAUAUGCUUUAAAGGUGUUUUUUUUUGUGUUAUAAUAUUGUAACAAGUUAGAUGCCAAUUUGAAUAUUGAAAAAAAAAUAAUUAAA